Molecule: messenger RNA, 1497 nt
Organism: Lacerta agilis (Sand lizard)
Lineage: Eukaryota; Metazoa; Chordata; Lepidosauria; Squamata; Lacertidae
Gene: SIX2
Product: SIX homeobox 2
Exons: 2
Coding region: 90-959 (289 amino acids)
Biological process (GO): regulation of transcription by RNA polymerase II
Cellular component (GO): transcription regulator complex; nucleus
Molecular function (GO): RNA polymerase II cis-regulatory region sequence-specific DNA binding; DNA-binding transcription factor activity, RNA polymerase II-specific
Source: RefSeq, a predicted model, not a curated record
CCGAGUGGCUGCCCCCUUUCGGCCAGGGCAGAUGCGCUAAGAGGCGGCGGUGGCAGGAGGAGCAGGGCCUCUCCCCGGCGCCCGCCACCAUGUCCAUGCUGCCCACGUUUGGCUUCACCCAGGAGCAAGUGGCGUGCGUGUGCGAGGUUCUCCAGCAAGGUGGCAACAUCGAGAGGCUGGGCCGCUUCCUGUGGUCGCUGCCGGCUUGCGAGCACCUGCACAAGAACGAGAGCGUGCUGAAGGCCAAGGCCGUGGUGGCUUUUCACCGGGGCAACUUCCGCGAGCUCUACAAGAUCCUGGAGAGCCACCAGUUCUCGGCGCACAACCACCCCAAGCUGCAGCAGCUGUGGCUCAAGGCGCACUACAUCGAGGCCGAGAAGCUGCGGGGGCGACCCCUAGGGGCCGUCGGCAAGUACCGGGUCCGCCGCAAGUUCCCCUUGCCCCGCUCCAUCUGGGACGGCGAGGAGACCAGCUACUGCUUCAAGGAGAAGAGCCGCAGCGUGCUGCGGGAAUGGUAUGCGCACAACCCUUACCCGUCCCCUCGGGAGAAGAGGGAGCUGGCCGAAGCCACCGGGCUCACCACCACCCAAGUCAGCAACUGGUUCAAGAACCGGAGGCAGAGGGACCGGGCGGCCGAGGCCAAAGAAAGGUACGAGGAAAACAACGAGAAUUCCAGUUCAAACGGCCACAACCCGCUUUCCUCCUCCCUGAACGGCAACAAGGCGGUUUUGGGCAGCUCCGAAGACGAGAAAACGCCCUCGGGGACGCCGGAUCACUCUUCGUCCAGCCCGGCUUUACUGCUUAAUUCGAACCCAGGCUUGCAGCCGCUCCACAGCUUGGGCCACCCCCAGGGUCCUAGUGCCAUUCCUGUACCCAGCGCGGACCCUCUGCACCACCACAGUUUGCAAGACUCCAUCCUCAACUCCAUGUCCUCCAACCUGGUCGACCUGGGCUCUUAAGACGUUUGUGGCACCCAUGAUGUCCCUUGAAUCCAUGCUUCCCACUCGGCUUUUUAUUUUUUAUUUUUUAAGAAACAAAACACUCAUACCUGUUGCCUGAAACAUUGAAAGGGAUGGCAAGCUCCUCCACGCGGAUCCGUUGUCUGGCUUUGGAUCAAUGCUUGGUCGGCUGACUAAUGACUUUUGGGGAAGGUACUGUAACCUCAAGACCUUGGCAAGUCUUAAGAGGGUUUGGUCGAAGCUGGUGGAACUCUUCUUCCUUAGGAGUUGUUGUUGUGUGUGUGGUUUUGCAGGGCUGGUGAUGGUGGAAGGGGAGCAAAGGAGGUCAGUGCAGCCCCUCACUUGGGAGAGGAAGGGACGUGGCUGGUGGUAGCUUCAGCCUUCACAAUCUCUAUGGGAGUUUAUCAGAUCCAGUUUUGGGGUUGCCAACUUCUCAGCAGGCCUCUGGAGCUGCGCUUGAACCCUGAUCAGCAACAAGUGAAGCUUUGCAGGCCUUGAAGAGACCAAAAAGUCCACCAGCAGCACGCACCCUCUUCUC